GAACUCAGUCUGCUUCUGGACAAAACUCAGCCGCCUCCGCCUCCUCCCUCCCGCCUUCUGUCCGGAGAGCGAGAGAAAGCCCAGGAGAGAGUGAGAGAGAGAAAGGGAAGAUGAUGGGAAAGAAGCCCCCCAAGCCCGCUCCUCGACGCAUCUUUCAGGAGAGACUAAGGAUCACGUCUCUGCCCCUGUAUUUCCAAGGUUUUCUAGGCAUCAGGCGUAUGAAGCACCAGCAGGAAUUCACGCAAUAUUGGACUGAACUCAGAGGCACCACACUUUUCUUUUACGUGGAUAAAAAAAGCACCAUGUACGUGGAGAGGGUAGACCUGACAGCCCCGGCUUGCCUCCGGGACCAGGAAUCAGGUAAGAUGCGUCCAGCCGAGUUCCACCUGGUGCUGGCCAACGAGGAAGUAGAGGUGAAGGCGGAAAACUCCGAAAGCCAGGAGGAGUGGAGGGGGUUUAUUCGGACCGUCACUGAGCUGUCCCUUCCUCAGCCGUCCCUGCUCCCGGGACAGAUGAUCCGACUGCAGGAAGUGCUGCAGAGAGAGAAGAAAAGAAGAAGCGAGGUGAAACAGACCCCAGACCCUCCGGAGGCCAGAGAGAAGUCACCCUCGGAAGACUACGCCGAUGUAGAGAACCCCAAGCCGGGGUGCUUCUAUGCCGUGACCCGGAAAGAAGCCGUGGAAAUGCUGGAGCGGAAUCCUUCUUCCGGAAACAUGAUCCUGAGGCCCGGGAGUGACAGCAGGAACUUCUCCAUCACCAUCCGCCACGAGACUGACACUCAAAACAUUAAGCAUUACAGAGUGAGAAGAACGGGGAUCAACUAUACGAUCGAUCUGGAAAAACCAGUGACACUUCCAAAUCUGUUCAGCGUCGUGGACUAUUUUAGGACGGAAACAAGAGGAAUCCUGAGGCCAUUUAUAUAUCGAAGCGUGGAGGACCCAGGCUUCUCCUCAACGAAGAGCCCUGCAGGGGCCUGGGAAAACACGCUCACACAUUUGGCUGAAAUGUCGUCUCAUCCCCAGGAGAAUGAGAACGAUUACACCGAUGAUCCGACGAGGGCUCAGUCCCCCGCAGGCAGGAAGAAGAGAGGAAACAGAGCUGCCAGAGCCGUCCUAGGGUGAGAGCCGCCAGCAACAAAUGGGGAGGCUGGAGCUCGGGAGGGAAGAAGGCUCCGGUCGGGCCCAAGCCGAUGGGACUUCGCGCCCUAAUCGAAGAGGAGCCUGCCCCAAACUGGCCGGAUGCCACUUCCCAGGGAGCUGCCUUCCUCGCCCGGAAGAAUCUCCAGUGUCCCCCGGAAAAAUGACUGGCUCCGGCUGGGAGUUCAGGGUCGCCACCACUGACUGCUGAACCGGACUUUCUGGGGGUGGUUGCUGGCGUCCCUCUGUUUUGUUGGGGUUCGGGCUGAUGCCUCCAGGCCGUGACGGAAGCAGAGACAAAGGAUCCCGCCGGCCCCGAUGUUUCCUGAAGAUUCCUUGAGCCCCAGAUAUUCUCGGGGAGCUGAGACUUGGGACGUCGAUCCAGGAACCGUUCCACCGGUUCAAAAAGACGGGGUGCCUCGCUGUCUUUUCCUUUUACCAGUUAAACUGGCUUCACUGGAGGUGCUUUUCUGGAUCCCUGUGGUUUACUGGCUCAAAAGAUAUUCCCUCCCAAACAAUCCCUGCCCAUCUUUCUCCUCUUUUGAGCCCAAGCUGGCCCAGCAGCUCCCCUUCGUUCCCCCUCCAUCUUGCAACAACUCCUGACCCAGCUGAGAUGUCUCCCAGUGACCUCCACCUUCCACUCCCUCAUCCUAUCUGUCCCCGCUUUCUACUCUUUUCCUCCCAUCCCUACAUUGUGGGCAGGGAACGCACUACCGACUCUGCUGUAUUGUACUCUCCCAAGUGCUCUGCACUCGGUAAACGCUCAAUAAAUACCAUGGAUUGAUUCGCCC
Messenger RNA from Tachyglossus aculeatus (Australian echidna), 1927 nucleotides. RefSeq names its product signal transducing adaptor family member 1 (gene STAP1). Gene Ontology annotation, biological process: cell surface receptor protein tyrosine kinase signaling pathway; positive regulation of B cell receptor signaling pathway. The record is from RefSeq and is a predicted model, not a curated record. Gene Ontology annotation, molecular function: signaling adaptor activity; protein kinase binding. NCBI's taxonomy places the organism in Eukaryota, Metazoa, Chordata, Mammalia, Monotremata, Tachyglossidae. The coding region runs from base 111 to 1121 and encodes 336 amino acids. The transcript is spliced from 11 exons.